GCGGCCGGGGCCGGGGCCGGGGCCGCUGCGGGCCAUGGCGGGGGGCGGCCGGGGGGCGGCCCGGCUGCUGGCCGUGCUGCUGGCCGUGCUGCUGGCCGGGCUGCUCGGCGGGGCGCGGGGCUUCGGCGACGAGGAGGAGCGGCGCUGCGACGCCAUCCGCAUCGCCAUGUGCCAGAACCUGGGCUACAAUGUCACCAAGAUGCCCAACCUGGUGGGGCACGAGCUGCAGGCGGACGCAGAGCUGCAGCUCACCACCUUCACCCCGCUCAUCCAGUACGGCUGCUCCAGCCAGCUCCAGUUCUUCCUGUGUUCGGUUUAUGUGCCUAUGUGCACAGAGAAGAUUAACAUCCCCAUAGGUCCCUGUGGAGGCAUGUGCCUCUCUGUCAAAAGAAGAUGUGAACCUGUUUUAAAAGAAUUUGGGUUUGCCUGGCCAGACAGCCUAAACUGCAGCAAGUUCCCGCCCCAGAAUGAUCACAACCACAUGUGUAUGGAGGGCCCAGGAGAUGAAGAGGUUCCCCUUCACAGCAAGACCUCCUUGCAGCCUGGAGAAGAGUGCCACGGCAUGGGAUCUAACUCAGACCAGUACAUUUGGGUGAAGAGAAGCUUGAGCUGCGUCCUGAAGUGUGGCUACGAUGCUGGCCUGUACAGCAGGUCAGCUAAGGAAUUCACAGAUAUCUGGAUGGCCAUAUGGGCCAGUCUUUGCUUCAUCUCGACUGCCUUCACAGUCCUGACCUUCCUGAUUGAUUCAUCCAGAUUUUCCUACCCGGAGCGGCCAAUCAUAUUUCUGAGCAUGUGCUACAAUAUUUAUAGCAUUGCUUAUAUUGUGAGGCUAACUGUGGGCCGGGAAAGGAUAUCCUGUGAUUUUGAAGAGGCAGCAGAACCUGUUCUUAUCCAAGAAGGUCUUAAGAACACAGGAUGUGCGAUAAUUUUCUUGCUGAUGUACUUUUUUGGGAUGGCUAGCUCCAUCUGGUGGGUUAUUCUGACACUGACGUGGUUUCUAGCUGCGGGACUCAAGUGGGGCCAUGAAGCCAUCGAAAUGCACAGCUCCUAUUUCCACAUUGCAGCCUGGGCCAUCCCAGCAGUGAAGACCAUUGUCAUUUUGAUUAUGAGACUUGUAGAUGCAGACGAGCUCACCGGCCUCUGCUAUGUUGGGAACCAGAACCUGGAUGCGCUGACAGGCUUUGUUGUGGCUCCACUUUUUACCUACCUGGUCAUUGGGACUUUAUUCAUUGCAGCGGGACUCGUGGCCUUAUUUAAAAUCAGGUCUAAUCUCCAGAAAGAUGGAACUAAAACUGACAAACUGGAAAGACUGAUGGUCAAAAUUGGGGUCUUUUCAGUGCUGUACACCGUCCCAGCAACGUGUGUCAUCGCCUGUUAUUUCUAUGAAAUCUCCAACUGGGCCAUUUUCCGCUAUUCGGCAGAUGAUUCCAAUAUGGCAGUGGAGAUGCUCAAAAUUUUCAUGUCCCUUCUGGUGGGUAUUACGUCAGGUAUGUGGAUCUGGUCAGCCAAAACUCUGCACACGUGGCAGAAGUGCUCCAACAGACUGGUGAACUCAGGGAAAGUGAAACGGGAGAAGAGAGCAGACGGUUGGGUGAAACCCGGGAAAGGGAACGAGACUGUGGUAUGAGGAAAGGACAGCAUCCCACUGCUCUGCCUGCUCUCCUGAAGGACUGAUGUGUGUAAGCAUUGCUGUGGAAAUGGUGGGAGUAGAGUAGGGGGACGGUUACACAACCUGUCUCUGGGGAUGGGGGAAAAAAAAGCCUUAAAGAAUAAACAGCAAAAAGAUCAUGCUGCAGAUACAAUAGCCAUAAACCAUGCUAAUAGGAGAGCCCAAGGAGGCUUUAAAAGCUGUGAAUUACCCAAACACGUUGUCUUCCUUUUUUGUUUUUUCUUUUUUUCUAAAAGCAGGAUGCAAUUACUGAAGUCUUGAAGUCUUUAGAAGUGGAGGUGCUGUAGCCCAUAGCUGUGGGAUGAUAUUUUCCUUACAGCUGAUGAAGGAAAGGCAGUCCAGGGCCAAAUUCUGAGCUUAAUUAGGGUCCAGUUACCAGAAGAUGGAGCACCCAGAACCUCAGUCAGAUGUCUUCUUUACAAGUUCAGCAUUGAGAAGGAAGCACUUCAAUUUGCCUUUAUGCCCUGGGGAGUUCUGGUGUUCCAAUACACUGUACCAGUGAGUCAGGGAUCACGUCCUGAAACAAAUAGCAAAUGGACUUUCUAGGUCUUACCCAUGAUGAGUAGGAUUUAGUGAGGUAUUAGUGAGGAUGACUUUUCAGUCAGCUAAUGGCCUAAUAAUAAUUUUGGCUCUUUUUUUUUUUUUUUUUUUGCCAUUUAUAACCUGGUGUGAAUGGAGAGUUGAUUCUGCCUUGUGGAAAUUUGAACCUCAGUUAUUCUGUGGUUCUAUCAAUAUUUAUAAAAUCUAAAAGCUUUACUCAAUGCCGUCCUCAAAAGCAGAGGAAUUAGCUCAAAGUGGGAAACUGUGUAUGGCCUUCUGCAUCUAUUAUCAUUAACCAUCUGCCUCCAUUCCUGCCCCUUCAGGUGCUCCUGCUAUAUCUAGCAGACCACUUUAUUCUGCUGCAUUUAAAAAAAGUCUUAACUAUAUAGUGUUCCUUCCUCUAGGAAAGAGAAAAAUUAGUUGAAGGUACCUUCAAACAAUACCAUGUUUCUCCAAGCAAACUUACUUGUCUCUCUCUGGAGACUCAUUGCAUGAAGCAAUUAAGUUUUAAUGUAUUUCAGUCAGUGUGAUGCUAUCUCCUGUGUAGACGCCAGUCUGUGGAGAAGCAAAAUGUUAAAUUCCUUGGCAACCUCAUGUUCACACAGAUCAGUUGUAUAAUUAUGUGUGUCAGUUGCAAUUAAAAGAGCAUUCUCAGCCCAUGACAUUGCAGUACAGCUGACUGCCUCACGACGAUGCUUCAAUUGCUCACUGACAGCUAUGGAGACAUUUUUUUAGUGUAUAUUUACAAACAGAAUGUGAACAGCCAUUCAGUCCUCAGGAGCAACAAAGGCUUUUCCAGUUUUUGUAAAGGGAUCCAAGAAAUCCAACUUAUUGGUGAAUUAUGUUGUUUCAAAGAAAAUGUUGCUUUUUCUUACUCUUUUAUUUGAGGAGGCAUCAGCUUGUGCUUGUGGGGAGCUGAAUGUAGUGCCAGGGGCUUGUAAGAAAGGUGAUGCAAAUACAAAUAUCCUAGAAGCAAGGAUAACAGUGCUCUCUUAAGAUGUUGUGAUGCUCUAUCCCUUUGAAACACAUUCAGGUUUUUUUAUCUAUGUGCCCCAAGCUUUUGCUUCCUUUGUCUGUAUGGAACCUGAUCAGCUGCAGAGUAUCCCCUUGGUGCCCCAGCUCCUAUGGACUUCCAGGGCAGCUGAGAACAGAUGCUGCUUCAUUAAAGUACUUGCUUUCCACACAGGUGCCCAUGUGCUUCCCAAGCCACAGUUCACUCCAGCUCUGGAAGUGAGCACUAAUCCGUCCCAGAAGCACGCAUUGUUUCAAUGUCAGUGUCGAAACAUGUGCUGCAGAACUUUUUUUUCUUUUACAAACAAUAUCCAGACCCCAAACAAACCCUAAUGGCAGUCUUUGCGGUUGGGCUCCCUCUCCAGCAGAACAAGUGACAACUUGACACAUUCUGCUCAAGACACACAAGCACUGUCUUGGCCAACACCACAUUCCAGCUGGGCCUUUUCACCCUCUCCAUAAAGUCUCUUGCUGUUAGUGUUGUGUUUGGAUCUGGUUAUUCCUUUGUGGACAAGGAGUUUUGCAAGUGUGAGAUCUUCAGAUGGCUGAGCUUCUCCAUCGUGCAGUCUCUGCUGGCACAGUGAGGAGUGUAAAGUCAGCAGCUGCAUGUUGGCUUCCAAGGAGGGAGGAUGCAGUGUGACCCUUUUUUGUAACCUAGUAUUUGCCAAAAUGUUCAGUCAAGGUGUGCUUCACUCUGAAACACUUUGGAUUACUCUCCUGGCCAAUAAGACCCAUGUUUGAGCAGACUGAUUCAAUAAAUGGCAUUUUUAACCUUGUUAUGUACACAGAA
This is a messenger RNA of Oenanthe melanoleuca, 4010 nucleotides long. It is a transcript of the gene FZD4, whose product is annotated as frizzled class receptor 4. Gene Ontology annotation, cellular component: plasma membrane. NCBI's taxonomy places the organism in Eukaryota, Metazoa, Chordata, Aves, Passeriformes, Muscicapidae. Gene Ontology annotation, biological process: non-canonical Wnt signaling pathway; canonical Wnt signaling pathway; retina vasculature morphogenesis in camera-type eye. The transcript is spliced from 2 exons. The record is from RefSeq and is a predicted model, not a curated record. Gene Ontology annotation, molecular function: Wnt receptor activity; Wnt-protein binding. The coding region runs from base 35 to 1627 and encodes 530 amino acids.